UAGGAGCAGCGUUGGCACCGGCGAACCAUGGCUGGGAUUUUCUAUUUCGUCCUCUUUUCGUUUCUCUUUGGGAUUUGCAACGCUGUCACCGGUUCCAGGGUGUACCCCGCGAACGAAGUUACCUUAUUGGAUUCCAGAUCCGUUCAGGGAGAACUUGGGUGGAUAGCGAGCCCUCUGGAAGGAGGGUGGGAGGAAGUGAGUAUUAUGGAUGAAAAAAAUACACCCAUCCGAACCUACCAAGUGUGCAACGUGAUGGAACCCAGCCAGAAUAACUGGCUCCGAACUGACUGGAUCACCCGAGAAGGGGCUCAAAGGGUGUACAUUGAGAUCAAGUUCACCUUGAGGGACUGCAAUAGUCUUCCAGGCGUCAUGGGGACUUGCAAGGAGACGUUUAACCUGUACUACUAUGAAUCGGACAGCGACAAAGAGCGUUUUAUCCGAGAGAGCCAGUUUGCCAAGAUCGACACCAUCGCCGCUGAUGAGAGCUUCACCCAAGUGGACAUCGGCGACCGAAUCAUGAAGCUGAACACUGAGGUCCGAGAUGUAGGGCCACUGAGCAAAAAGGGGUUUUACCUGGCUUUUCAGGAUGUGGGCGCCUGCAUUGCGCUGGUGUCCGUCCGCGUGUUCUAUAAGAAGUGUCCGCUCACGGUGCGCAAUCUGGCCCAGUUUCCAGACACCAUCACAGGGGCUGAUACGUCUUCUCUGGUGGAAGUCCGCGGCUCCUGUGUCAACAACUCAGAGGAGAAGGAUGUGCCAAAAAUGUACUGCGGGGCAGAUGGUGAAUGGCUGGUACCCAUUGGCAACUGCCUCUGCAAUGCUGGGCAUGAAGAGCGGAAUGGAGAAUGCCAAGCCUGCAAAAUUGGAUAUUACAAAGCCCUCUCCACAGAUGCCACCUGUGCCAAGUGCCCACCCCACAGCUACUCUGUCUGGGAAGGAGCCAUAUCCUGCACCUGUGAUCGAGGCUUUUUCAGAGCCGACAGUGAUGCUGCCUCCAUGCCCUGCACCCGCCCACCAUCUGCUCCCCUAAACUUGAUUUCAAAUGUCAACGAGACUUCAGUGAACUUGGAAUGGAGCAGUCCUCAGAACACGGGCGGCCGCCAGGACAUUUCCUACAAUGUGGUGUGCAAGAAAUGUGGAGCUGGUGAUUCUAGCAAGUGCCGACCCUGUGGCAGUGGGGUCCACUACACCCCACAGCAGAAUGGCCUGAAGACCACCAAAGUCUCCAUCACUGACCUCCUGGCUCAUACCAAUUACACAUUUGAAAUCUGGGCGGUGAAUGGAGUGUCCAAGUAUAACCCUAGCCCGGAUCAGUCAGUGUCUGUCACCGUGACAACCAACCAAGCAGCACCAUCAUCCAUUGCUUUGGUCCAGGCUAAAGAAGUUACCAGAUACAGUGUUGCCCUGGCUUGGCUGGAACCAGAUAGACCCAAUGGAGUGAUCUUAGAGUAUGAAGUCAAGUAUUAUGAGAAGGAUCAGAAUGAGCGAAGCUAUCGCAUUGUCCGGACAGCUGCCAGGAACACUGAUAUCAAAGGUCUGAAUCCUCUGACUUCCUAUGUUUUCCAUGUCCGGGCCAGGACAGCAGCUGGCUAUGGAGAUUUCAGUGAGCCCCUGGAGGUCACAACCAACACAGUGCCUUCUCGGAUCAUUGGAGACGGGGCCAACUCCACCGUCCUUCUGGUCUCCGUAGCUGGCAGUGUGGUGCUAGUGGUCAUUCUCAUCGCAGCUUUUGUCAUCAGCAGGAGACGGAGUAAAUACAGUAAAGCCAAGCAAGAAGCAGAUGAAGAGAAACAUUUGAAUCAAGGUGUUAGAACUUACGUGGAUCCCUUUACAUACGAGGAUCCCAACCAAGCAGUUCGAGAAUUUGCCAAAGAAAUUGAUGCAUCCUGCAUUAAGAUAGAAAAAGUCAUAGGAGUUGGUGAAUUUGGUGAAGUCUGCAGUGGGCGUCUCAAAGUGCCUGGCAAGAGAGAGAUCUGUGUGGCCAUUAAGACGCUGAAAGCCGGUUAUACAGACAAACAGAGGAGAGACUUCCUGAGUGAGGCCAGCAUCAUGGGACAGUUUGACCACCCGAAUAUAAUUCACAUGGAAGGCGUCGUCACCAAAUGUAAACCAGUGAUGAUCAUAACAGAGUACAUGGAGAAUGGCUCUUUGGAUGCAUUCCUCAGGAAGAAUGACGGCAGAUUCACAGUCAUUCAGCUGGUGGGCAUGCUUCGUGGCAUUGGGUCUGGGAUGAAGUACUUAUCUGAUAUGAGCUAUGUGCAUCGAGAUCUGGCUGCACGGAACAUUCUGGUAAAUAGCAACUUGGUCUGCAAAGUGUCCGAUUUUGGCAUGUCCCGAGUACUUGAGGAUGAUCCGGAAGCAGCUUAUACCACAAGGGGUGGCAAGAUUCCUAUCCGGUGGACUGCGCCAGAAGCAAUUGCCUAUCGUAAAUUCACAUCAGCAAGUGAUGUAUGGAGCUACGGAAUCGUUAUGUGGGAAGUGAUGUCGUAUGGAGAGAGACCCUAUUGGGAUAUGUCCAAUCAAGAUGUGAUUAAAGCCAUUGAGGAAGGCUAUCGGCUACCCCCUCCAAUGGACUGUCCCAUCUCACUCCACCAGCUGAUGCUAGACUGCUGGCAGAAGGAGAGGAGUGACAGGCCUAAAUUUGGCCAGAUUGUCAACAUGUUGGACAAACUCAUCCGCAACCCCAGCAGCUUGAAGAGGACGGGAACAGAGAGCUCCAGACCCAACACUGCCUUGUUGGAUCCAAGCUCUCCUGAAUUCUCCGCCGUGGUAUCAGUGGGCGACUGGCUGCAGGCCAUUAAAAUGGACCGGUAUAAGGAUAAUUUCACGGCUGCUGGUUAUACCACACUAGAGGCUGUGGUGCACAUGAACCAGGACGACCUGGCACGAAUCGGCAUCACAGCUGUCACCCACCAGAAUAAGAUUUUGAGCAGCGUCCAGGCGAUGCGAACCCAAAUGCAGCAGAUACACGGCAGGAUGGUUCCCGUCUGAGCCAGUACUGAAUAAACUCAAAACUCUUGAAAUUAGUUUACCUCAUCCAUGCACUUUAAUUGAAGAACUGCACUUUUUUUACUUCGUCUUCGCCCUAUGAAAU
Messenger RNA from Eptesicus fuscus (big brown bat), 3091 nucleotides. RefSeq names its product EPH receptor A4 (gene EPHA4). Bases 28 to 2988 code for a protein of 986 amino acids. Gene Ontology annotation, molecular function: ATP binding; protein binding; transmembrane-ephrin receptor activity. Gene Ontology annotation, biological process: axon guidance; protein phosphorylation; cell surface receptor protein tyrosine kinase signaling pathway. The transcript is spliced from 17 exons. Gene Ontology annotation, cellular component: plasma membrane; neuron projection. The record is from RefSeq and is a predicted model, not a curated record. NCBI's taxonomy places the organism in Eukaryota, Metazoa, Chordata, Mammalia, Chiroptera, Vespertilionidae.